Molecule: messenger RNA, 6439 nt
Organism: Pogoniulus pusillus (Red-fronted tinkerbird)
Lineage: Eukaryota; Metazoa; Chordata; Aves; Piciformes; Lybiidae
Gene: PRKD3
Product: protein kinase D3
Exons: 19
Coding region: 858-3530 (890 amino acids)
Biological process (GO): protein phosphorylation
Molecular function (GO): protein serine/threonine kinase activity; ATP binding
Source: RefSeq, a predicted model, not a curated record
AGGCCCGGGGAGCAGCCCGUCCCGGGCAGCUCAGUGUAUGCGGGGAGCCGCGGGGCUGCGCGGCUGGUGAGAUGCGUGCGAGGCAGCUGCCGCCCGGGCACGGCUGGACUCUGGUGGGGCUGCAGGCAGAGUACAGCGUUUCAAAAUGCUGGAGAUUAUCUGGAUGAAGCUAGAGAUUACUUUUAAUGUGAUUGUGUCUUCAGACGUUCUGCUCCUGCAUUUCAUGAGCUAAAAUAUUUUAUAACAAUGAAAUCAGAUACCUUCACUGAUCUCCAAUUUAACAUUGUCCUGUCAAUCCAGAGAAGAAUUUCUGAAGGAGGAAUAUAGGUUCAUCAUAUACAUGGACUUCUCUUGUUGCACAAGGAUACUUUUUUCCAUUCUAAGAGGCUGCCUACACGAGGAUAAGUCUGCAUUUAAGAUACAGUCUGUUGAAAUAGGUGAAUGAGGAUACUUUUGAGUUGCCAACGUUUAUCUCCAUUUGUGUUCCCAGCUUUUUUUUUUUAGUACAUAACCAUGAAGGACAUGUAUAAAACAGCAGAGCUGAUGUGCUUCUGCGAGGCCUUUAUGUAAGCUUCUGUUGUUCAGACUUGGUGCUAGAGGACAGGCAAUCUGCUUUUGAUCAGCUGAUUGUUACUGCAGAAAGAGACCCUUUAAAGUAUAUUACAGCUGAAAUUAUUUUACUCUUUGGCUUGCACAGAAUGAAAGGGAAAAAUAAGUUUUACUGAUCAGAGGCAUUUUACUGAACUAAGAAAGGGAAAGUUCCAUUGUCCUUGUUUUCAUUUCAAACCAAGAACUGACAAUAUAUUUUUCUUAGAAUUUGACUGCUAAGGAGAUCUGGACAGAGUAAAGCAAGUCAGAUGUCAGCAAACGACUCUUCUCCCCCAUCCUUACAGAAGUUUUCCCCACCAACGUAUCAUGCUGCUGCACCACAAACCCCAUCUUUGUCUUCAAGUCCCCAGUCGGGGCUCUCCAGUCGACUCUCCAAUGGCAGUUUCAGCACCCAGAGUCUCACCAACUCCCGGAGCUCUAUGCAUGGAGUUUCCUUCCUUCUGCAGAUUGGUCUCACUCGAGAGACUGUCACCAUUGAAACUCAGGACCUGUCCCUCUCUGCUGUCAAAGACCUCGUGUGCUCUAUAGUUUACCAGAAGUUCCCAGAGUGUGGUUUCUUUGGCAUGUAUGACAAAAUUCUCCUCUUCCGUCAUGACCUGAACUCAGAUAAUAUUCUGCAGCGAAUUACAUCAGCAGAAGAGAUACACGAGGGGGAUCUUGUUGAGGUCGUACUAUCUGCUUUGGCUACAGUUGAAGAUUUCCAGAUUCGUCCACAUGCACUUUAUGUGCAUUCCUACAAGGCUCCUACUUUUUGUGACUACUGUGGAGAGAUGCUGUGGGGUUUGGUACGACAAGGAUUAAAAUGUGAAGGUUGUGGGUUAAACUACCAUAAACGAUGUGCCUUCAAGAUUCCAAACAACUGCAGUGGAGUAAGAAAGAGGCGUCUGUCUAAUGUGUCUUUACCAGGAGCAGGGCUUUCAGUUUCAAGACCAGCCCAAGCUGAAUAUACAUCCUCUGCCUCUGAAGAGCGCUGCUGCCCAGAGCCUAGUAAGAGGAUUCCCUCCUGGAGUGGCCGUCCCAUCUGGAUGGAAAAGAUGGUGCUUUGCAGGGUGAAGGUUCCACACACCUUUGCUGUUCACUCCUACACUCGUCCCACCAUAUGCCAGUAUUGCAAACGGCUCCUCAAGGGCCUCUUCCGCCAAGGAAUGCAGUGCAAAGAUUGCAGAUUCAACUGUCACAAGCGCUGUGCAGCUAAAGUACCUAAAGACUGUCUUGGAGAGGUGAUUUUCAAUGGAGAACCUGCUAGCCCAGGCCAGGACUUGGACAUGCCGAUGGAAGUUGAUAGCAGUGAAAUGAACAGUGAUGGUAGUCGAAGUCUAGAUGAUGCUGAAGAGCCCUCUCCUCCAGAGGACAAAAUCUUCUUUAUGGAUCCAUCUGAUCUUGAUACAGACAAAGAUGAGGAAGCUGUCAAGACAAUCAGUCCUUCAACAAGCAGUAAUAUUCCUCUCAUGAGAGUUGUACAGUCAAUCAAGCACACAAAAAGGAAGAGCAGUACAAUGGUGAAGGAAGGAUGGAUGGUCCACUAUACUAGUAGAGACAAUCUGAGAAAAAGACAUUACUGGAGACUGGACAGCAAAUGCCUCACACUAUUUCAAAAUGAAUCUGGAACAAAAUAUUACAAGGAGAUUCCACUUUCAGAAAUUCUCCAGGUGACUCAGCCUCGAGAUUUUUCAAAUGUGGUGCAGGGCAGCAACCCAUACUGUUUUGAGAUCAUCACUGACACCAUGGUGUACUUCGUUGGUGAAAACAAUGGCAGCAGUCAUCACAGUCCUGUUCUUGCUGCAACUGGAGUUGGACUUGACGUAGCUCAGGGCUGGGAGAAAGCCAUUCGUCAGGCUUUGAUGCCAGUCACUCCUCAAGCUAGCGUUUGCACUGCUGCAGGACAAGGAAAAGAUCACAAAGAGUUAUCUCUGAGCAUCUCUGUUUCAAACUGCCAGGUCCAGGAGAAUGUGGAUAUCAGCUCUGUGUACCAGAUAUUUGCUGAUGAAGUGCUGGGUUCUGGUCAGUUUGGUAUCGUAUAUGGAGGAAAACACAGGAAGACUGGAAGAGAUGUGGCUAUCAAAGUCAUUGACAAGAUGAGGUUUCCCACUAAACAGGAAAGUCAGCUUCGUAAUGAAGUAGCCAUUCUCCAGAAUUUGCACCACCCUGGGAUUGUGAACCUGGAAUGCAUGUUUGAAACCCCAGAACGAGUCUUUGUUGUAAUGGAAAAGCUGCAUGGGGAUAUGCUAGAGAUGAUUCUUUCCAGCGAGAAGAGUCGACUUCCAGAACGAAUAACUAAGUUCAUGGUCACUCAGAUACUUGUUGCUUUGAGGAAUUUGCACUUCAAGAAUAUUGUGCACUGUGAUUUAAAACCAGAAAAUGUACUACUAGCAUCUGCAGAGCCAUUCCCUCAGGUGAAGCUGUGUGAUUUUGGCUUUGCACGUAUCAUUGGUGAAAAGUCUUUCAGGCGCUCUGUGGUAGGCACACCUGCUUAUCUUGCCCCUGAAGUGCUCAGGAGUAAAGGUUACAACCGCUCUCUAGACAUGUGGUCAGUAGGGGUUAUUGUCUACGUGAGCCUUAGUGGUACGUUUCCUUUUAAUGAAGACGAGGAUAUAAAUGAUCAGAUUCAAAAUGCAGCAUUUAUGUACCCACCAAAUCCUUGGAAGGAAAUUUCUAGUGAAGCCAUUGAUUUGAUAAACAAUUUGCUUCAAGUGAAGAUGAGAAAACGUUUCAGUGUUGACAAAUCCCUUAGUCACCCAUGGUUACAGGAUUACCAGACUUGGCUUGACCUCAGAGAAUUUGAAACACGCAUUGGAGAGCGUUACAUUACCCAUGAGAGUGAUGAUGCACGCUGGAAAGAGCAUGCUUAUGAACACAACCUUGAGUACCCCCAGCAUUUUAUUAUGGCUCCUAAUCCAGAUGACAUGGAAGAAGACCCUUGAUUAUUCAGUACAGCAAGAGACACUCCAGAGAGAAACUAAGGAUAAGUUUUGGAACAACCCUUGCUCUUUCUGAAGUCCUAUAUACCUAAUUCAGUGUAUGAAGUCCCAGAGGAUCCUGCAUUGAUACGAGAAUAAACUGUCAUCUGACAAGAUUUUCUCUGUCACUAACUUAAACUAUGAGUUACUGGACAAUAAGAUAAGUCUCAUUGGGUAACAUUUCACCGAGCUGUGUGGCUUCAAAGCCAUUACUGAGGCGUAAUGUGUACAGAUUGAAUGGUUUGUGUGUUUUCCAAGGAUUUCUGUUUUCAUAGCCUACACAGUAAGAAUUUUGUAAUGGUUUUCUAAUCCCUAUUUACUAGAACAUAGAGGACCAUUUGCUGUUACUUAGAUACAUCUCCCAUUUCCUGAACUGUGCAUGGUGAAAAGAGUCUGUAAAAAGGAAUCAGAACAGAGUACCUUGGCUAAUGGCAGAACAUGUUGGUUUAGGUUGAACACAGCUUCAUCCAUGAAGGAAUAAUUUGCUGCUGUUAAGAUGGUUAAGUGUGAGUGUCUUUUCCCCAACUGAACUUUUCCCAGAUACUUAAAAACAAAACACCCCACCAUUUAAAUUCCUCAUAAAGUACUGGCUGACAAUCCAAAGAGGUGACAAUCACAGCUGUGCCAGUACUUUGUUUUGUUCAAGUCCUUUAUUUCUGUUAAAACAGAGCAAUAAGCCACAACAAUGUGCUGCUGUGCAAGGCCGGCACACUUCAUUGAUACACACCAAAGGCAUUUUGUAUUAAAACUACACAAGUAAUGCACAGAGAGCACACAGGACUUGAUGUAGCUUAUCCUUUCACACAGAAGGAUGUGGCAGAAUAGGGAAAAAUUAUAUGCAGCUUUCUUCUGUUGUUUUAUUAGAUUUAAAUUUUUUUCUAAUAUUUUUGUAAUUUGUUUUAAGGUUCCCUGAACUUACAUCUGGAGUAGCUUGUAGCUUGUAUCUUAAGUCUGCUUAAAACCUAGGAGCAACAGUAGACAUCAAAUCACCUGUUGCUUCUGCCAGGGCAACUGGAUUGUAGGAGAAAGGGCUAUACCUCCUGAUCUUAACCUACGGCUCUUGUUUGAGCUGAAUAAAGAGUCCAGAACUGAACUGAAUUCACUUUUUUUAAUGCAGAUGUCUCAGUUGAGGGAUUCCCAACCACUGAGUGGAUUUGUGGUACAAGAGAGGAGGCAGCAGUGUUCUGUGAAAUGAAUCCUGCAGAGAACAGUGUAACAGUUAAUGCUGUCGAGAUGUUUGAGGCCAUGAAUGCUAAAUGCAAAUGGAGAAGUGUGGGGCUGUUUUGUCCUGUUUUAACAAAUGGAAAAGGUGAAAUCUUUCCUCCUGCAUGGAAUAACAGUAUUGUGGUGUUGGAAGGUGCUGAAUGGCUCUACAUAUCUCUCAUGUACCAGGCUGCUUCAUGGGAGCUUGCUUUGAAUUAGUUUUGAAAAUAAUGAUACAGGCUUGAACUGCAAAAUCAGUGAGAGGCUUUGGGGUGUCUCAUCUCUCUCACCUACAAAGACUUUUAAAAUGUAGAUAAGGAAUUGUUUCCUGCUGUUCUUCAGGUAAGGAAGCAGGUGAGCAGAGUUUUCUCUAAGUUGUUAGAUACACAUAAGAUUUUAACAUGGUUAUUUCAGGGCUGGCAGCUGCUUGCAAUGACAGUGACAUGAUAGUCAAGUCAGUGGCAGUUGAAGGAAGUAUUUACCCACAGGUAGGUUUGGCUCUUUAAUCCAUCUUUUCUUUUCCUAUUGCCCUUAAUCUGACUGCCACUGCAUUCUGUAGGUGUCUGAACUGGUAAAAUGCUGAACUCCGUUAGGAAACACAGCGUUGUCCAACAUGUUGGUGCAGCCUGUAUGGCAGUUUCCUACAGCCAGCAGUGGGCAGAGCUUCAGCCCUUCCAACCACCAAACAUCCUCUAUCCUAGCACAAGUUUUCCUCAAGUUCAUGCAGGAAACUUGCCUAUAUUGCAGUCUCUGUCACUCCUGCACUGGGGGUCAUGCUUCUCCUUCUAUGCUGUUAGUGGAAAGAAAUUGAGAAGGAAUGGAGUUUGUCCCCUUAACCUUGCCACCUGUCAAGGCAGUUUCAGGACUUAUUCCUCAGAGGGGCACUAGUUCUCCUCUUUAGAACCAGGACAGUAGCUUCUGAAGUUGGUAUUUACCUAGGCUUGGCAAGGGAAAGUGUUUGCUUCUUUCCAAUUUCCACUGUUCAAGUGAUGACAUUUCAGUGAAGCCAUUGCUAUCUUCCAUCCUAACUGUAAUAAUGUAGAUGCAGUCUAGUUUUAAACUUGAUUGUAUACUUGAGGUUUUCCUCUGUGUGUUGGUGUGUUUGUGGUUUAAGGGAGGAAAUACAGCCAGCUCAGUCAUUUGAAAAAGCAUGACAGGCUAGAGAAGGAGGGGACAAUAAUGAAGGAGAAAGCCUGACUGGUGUCAUUCCCCAUGAACUCUGCUCUCCUUCAAAAUAUUUUGAGCUAUUUAUUCAAGUUGUAUGAAAAAAUAAUGGUGUUGGGAGCUGGAGGAGAUUGCCUGACUGUAUACACAGAUUUAUGGAGCCAGACAAUAGAAGCUGCACACAGCUAACAGUAGGGGAAUAAUCAGACCUACAUUGAAAGUAAACUUUCUUUGGAGUACUACAAAUAGCUGAAUUUUUAUUCUCUUUUUUUUUUUUUCUACUUUUACUGCAGACUUUGACAGCAGGUUACAGUGUUUAAUAUCUUUACCCCUAGAUGAAUUAAGUUGCAUUCAUUCAAGAACUAGUGCUAUGAUGAUGCUAGAAAAAGCUCAUGUAAAAUUUAUAGCCUGAAAAGGACACUGUCAAUUACUUUUAUAUUUUUAUACAUCCCCUUGUUUGUAAAUAUCUUCUGAUAAGCUUGAAAAUAAAAUUUAUUUCCCUAUCA